Messenger RNA from Menidia menidia (Atlantic silverside), 426 nucleotides. The record is from the annotation of a GenBank genome assembly. NCBI's taxonomy places the organism in Eukaryota, Metazoa, Chordata, Actinopteri, Atheriniformes, Atherinopsidae.
AUGAAACGAACUGUGAGGCAGCAGGACGCCGCUCUCUGCCUCCUGAGUUUCUCUGAGCAGAACGACAACACGAAGCCUCAAAUAGGAUCCGAGACACAAACUUUACGACUCCUGACCACCGGCUUUAACCCCGGGGGGCUGAACAGGAUUUUAUUCAUGAACAAGAUCGACCUUUUUCAAGACAAGAUUUUGCACAGCGGACGGCACCUGCGGCUCUACCUGCCCGAGUUCAAAGGCGCCGACUGUGACGUGGACUCGGCCGCCCGCUUCCUGGCCGGCGCCUUCGUUUCGCUCAACAAAGCGCCCGAACGGCUGGUGUACCACCACUUCACCACGGCAACCGACACCUCCAACGUCCAGGUCGUCUUCCAGGUCGUCAUGGACACCAUCAUCAAAGAGAACCUGGAGGCCGUCUCGCUCCUGUAG